GUGAAGCAGCAGUGCUAGCCACUGUGUCUGUGAACAUGGUGUACUGUGUAAUUGGCCUGAUGACAGUGGGCUUUGUUGCUAUUCACCUCUUGGAUUCUUCUUGGUUGAAAGCCAACGUUAUGAAUAAAUUUGUCAAGAACUCCGUUCCUUCUCCAAGGAAAGUGAAUGCCUCCAAAGAACUCUACCACAGACAAUCGAUCAACCUGACUGAUGGGAACACCACUUACCACAUGGACUUGAACCGCUAUCGGAAGGAGUACGGCUACAUGCAAGAGUACAGUUGUGACGUUAAGAUUAGCCACCCUGAAAUGUGCUCUGCACCGGAGAACAGCUCGUUCCUGUUAAUCGCGACCAACUCUCAUCCGAAUUCGUUCAGUAGGAGGUUAGCGUUGAGAAGAGCCUACGCCAAGCGGCAACAAAUUAAGAACUACCUGGUCGUCACGGUUUUUAUGUUAGCCAUGUCCCGCAAUGACAAAUUGAUGGAGCUCAUAGCUUACGAGUCCCGUUAUUAUGGGGACAUCAUUGUGUGGGAUUUUGAAGAGCAUCGCGCCAAUUUAACCCUGAAGAUAAGCUGCCUCCUGCAAUGGCUGAAUGAGGAGUGCACGGCGGCAGACUUUUUCGUGAAAGCUGACGACGAUGAAUUUGUCAACCCUGAGGCGAUUGUGAACUACAUCACAACUGACAACACCUCACAGAAAGUUAUUUCUGGUUACAUCUAUAAACGAAACAUGGUCUACCGAUUUGGCAACAACAAAGUGAGCCAAUAUCUUUUGGUCAAUGACAUCUACCCAGACUUCCCAGCUGGUGGAGGAUACAUGGUGCCGAGAUCAUUCAUACCAGAGCUGAACUGGAAAUCCAAGACUUUACCUGCUUUCCCUGUUGACGACGUUUUCAUGGGAUUUCUGGCUCUUUCUAGCAAGAUCCCACUGAAACACAAGAAAGAGUUUUAUAUGUGGGGACUCAAGUACUCAGUGCAGCAUUUUAAGGAUGCAUUUAUUGUACAUUCAUUAUCUUCAGAAAAGAUUAUAGAAAUGUGGGAAAUGUUGCACAAUGAAAAACAGAAAGAUUAAUUGCAUAAAGGUCUUAAUUACUUGGGUGAGUGGGCAAGCUUUAUUUUCAGAUACGAUUUGGUGUCCCCAAUACUCUCCAGGACUGCUAAUUAAAUCCAGAUAAUAGGUAACAUGGCGAGACAUCAUAUUGUUUGAUGCUAUUCAUCUUUAACUUUCUUAUGCUAAUUUUGCUUUGUUGUAAGAAAAGAAAUAUUGCAGUUGGUGUCUGGGGGUUGAGAAUAGGUGGUUAGCUAACUGUGUAAGGUCAGUCCAAUGGGUUUUCCAGUGAAAGAGCGGAAGGGGGAAAUGGUGAGGUUGGAUGUGAUUGGAGAUGUGGGUCAAUUGAUUGGAACUGGGAUUUCAUACAAUCGGAGGCUCCAGGAACAGAUGGAAGCAGAGUCGGCAACCCUCCAGCUAGACACAAUCCAUUUGCCAGGAGAUGAAUUACAACUACAACUUUCUUUCAUAUCUUGUCUCUGAUCUAGCAAAAUUUCCCACGGUACUUCACUGGAGUGAUUAUCAAAUAAAGUUUGACUUGGAGCUAAGUGAGGAGAUAUUAGGACUGAUAAGCAAAAAACUUGGUCAACCAACAAGCUAUCAGGCAGUCUAUAAUGUGGAAAGGUUUAGGGAGAGACUUCUAGAGCUAAGAGCUAACUAAAGGUGGGGGAACACAUUGGUAGCGUGAAGAGAAUUGGUAAGUGUGCAAGAGUCCAGUGUUUGAGGAGCACAGAGAUAUGUGAGUAUGAGUAUUGACUUCUUGGCCUGAUGUUGUUUCUGCACUCUCUACAUUUUGUGCUUCUAUACAACUGGCAAUGUCCAAUAACGAGACUGAGUCACCACAGUUAGCCAGCAUUGUGGUGAUUUAAUCGGUGGAUAUCGAGAUAUCCAGAUGUUCCCAAAUCCUGGAUCAGACCACAAACGGUUAAUCCUCGUACAACAGUGGGUUUUUAAAUCUCAGUGCUGCUAAUUACUGUUAUAGAACUGAGAGAAGUCAAAGAGUAAUUGACCCAUUGUUUCAUUUUAAAGAAAUAUUUAAGGAUCUUGAGCCUCCGAAGUGUUUUAACUUAAAACCAUUUUGAUUAUUCUGAGUUCAAGAUUUACUGCUUUCUUAGUUGAAACUUUAUUGCUGGAACAGCACAGCAGGUCAGGCAGCAUCCAGGGAACAGGAGAUUCGACGUUUCGGG
Messenger RNA from Chiloscyllium plagiosum (whitespotted bambooshark), 2233 nucleotides. The record is from RefSeq and is a predicted model, not a curated record. NCBI's taxonomy places the organism in Eukaryota, Metazoa, Chordata, Chondrichthyes, Orectolobiformes, Hemiscylliidae.